AUGAAAUUUCCAAUCGAGACUCCAAGGAAACAGGUGAACUGGGAUCCUCAAGUGGUUGUUCCCUCAGCCAUGUCAGCUUGUGAGCCCAAGACUAAUGGGCACCAUCCAGCUCCACGACUCUCUGUUUCUUCCCGGACCACUGUUGUCGCCACCAUGGAAACCACCUCCCAGGGCUCGCAGACAGUCAUGAAGUGGAAAACAGUGGUGGCCAUCUUCGUUGUGGUUGUAGCUUACCUGGUAACUGGAGGUCUUGUCUUCCGUGCCCUGGAGCAGCCUUUUGAAAGCAGCCAGAAAAAUACAAUAGCCUCAGAGAAGGCGGAUUUCCUUCGGGAGCACGUUUGUGUGACCCCAAUGGAGCUGGAGACUCUGAUUCAGCAUGCCAUUGAUGCAGAUAACGCAGGAGUCAGUCCCAUAGGAAACUCUUCUAACAACAGCAGUCACUGGGACCUUGGAAGUGCCUUUUUCUUUGCUGGAACAGUCAUCACAACCAUAGGGUAUGGGAACAUCGCCCCAAGCACUGAAGGAGGCAAAAUUUUCUGCAUUUUGUAUGCCAUCUUUGGGAUUCCACUCUUUGGCUUCUUGCUGGCUGGAAUUGGAGAUCAACUAGGAACCAUCUUUGGGAAAAGUAUCACAAGAGUGGAGAAAGUUUUCCGAAAAAAACAAGUGAGUCAGACAAAGAUCCGGGUGAUCUCCACUAUCCUCUUCAUCUUAGCAGGGUGCAUUGUCUUUGUGACCAUCCCUGCAGUCAUUUUCAAACAGAUUGAAGGAUGGACAGCCUUGGAGUCCAUUUACUUUGUGGUCAUCACUCUGACCACGGUUGGCUUUGGCGAUUUUGUAGCAGGGGGAAAUACUGAUAUCCAUUAUCGGGAGUGGUACAAGCCCUUAGUCUGGUUUUGGAUCCUCGUCGGCCUUGCCUACUUUGCUGCUGUCCUGAGUAUGAUUGGAGACUGGCUAAGAGUUCUAUCCAAGAAGACAAAAGAAGAGGUUGGUGAAAUAAAAGCCCACGCGGCUGAAUGGAAAGCCAACGUGACUGCUGAGUUCAGGGAAACCCGGAGGCGGCUCAGCGUGGAGAUCCAUGACAAGCUUCAGAGGGCAGCCACCAUUCGGAGCAUGGAACGUAGGCGCCUAGGGCUGGACCAGAGGGCCCACUCACUGGAUAUGCUCUCUCCGGAAAAGCGCUCUGUCUUCGCUGCCUUGGAGACGGGACGCUUCAAGGCCUCAUCUCAGGAAAGCAUCAACAACAGACCUAACAACCUGCGCCUUAAAGGGACAGAACAGCUCAACAAGCAUGGGCAGGGGUCAUCUGAGGACAACAUCAUCAACAAGUUUGGCUCCUCAUCCAAGCUGACCAAAAGGAAAAACAAAGACCUGAAAAAGUGCAUCCCCGAGGAUGUGCGGAAAAUUUAUGAGACCUUCCGACACCUCUCCUUGGAUGAAGAGAAGAAGGAAGAGGAGACUGAGAAGAUGUGUAACUCAGAGAACUCUUCUAGCACAGCUAUCCUGACUAACUGUAUUCAGCAACACUUGAACCUGGAAAAUGGAACCAUCCCCACUGAAACCAAAGAAAGGGAACAUGAAAACAAAACAUUACUUGAAGACAGAAAUUAA
Terrapene triunguis (Three-toed box turtle) is the source of this 1608-nucleotide messenger RNA. RefSeq names its product potassium two pore domain channel subfamily K member 10 (gene KCNK10). NCBI's taxonomy places the organism in Eukaryota, Metazoa, Chordata, Testudines, Emydidae. Gene Ontology annotation, biological process: potassium ion transmembrane transport; stabilization of membrane potential. Gene Ontology annotation, cellular component: membrane. Bases 1 to 1608 code for a protein of 535 amino acids. Gene Ontology annotation, molecular function: potassium ion leak channel activity. The transcript is spliced from 7 exons. The record is from RefSeq and is a predicted model, not a curated record.